AUGAAAGACCAGGCCAAGACCUGGGACAAAGCCCUCAUCGAGAUCACAUACACCAUCUCUGCCUCCAUCGCCGGUAUUGCCUAUGGACCCUUAUUGAUUAAUCCUCUGGCGCAGGCCUUUGGCCGCAGUGCCGUCAUCUUUUGGUGUCUGCUGUUCGCCAUGGCCUGUGCCAUUUGGUCGGCUUGCAUGACUGGGAAAGGCGACUAUGAGCGCUUCGUUGCGUCUCGUCUCUUUGAUGGGAUUUUUGGCUCCAUUCCAUCCAUUGUGGGAGUUGGCGGCGUAUACGACAUGUUCUUCUUGCACGAGCGCGGCAAAGCAUACGCCAUCUUUCAUGUCUCCUUCUUGUUCGGUACUGUGGCUGGCCCAACCUUUGGAGGGUUCAUUGUCGACCAUACACGCUGGCCGUGGGUGUUCUGGUGGAUUGUCAUUGCGCAGGGAUUGGUUCUCAUUCUUGCCUUUCUUUUCCUGGAGGAUACCAGUUAUCCUCGUGACGGGCACACCCCCGUAGCGAAGCCCAGGACCUUCUGGGCAAAUCGCAUGGCGACCCUGCUGCCCCAUAAGACUGGCAUCAGCCGUGCGGAAUUGGGUCGUAUCGCUUGUUUGCCGUUGCGCAUUGGUCUUUCGCCCGUGGGUCUUCUGAUUGGUGUUUUCCAAUUGGCAUCCUUUGGCUGGUUCGUCGCAACCCACAGUCUUUUGACCGUCUGGCUGGAAAAGCCCGUCACCAUUGGAGGAUGGGGAUUCACUCCUCAAAGAAAUGCUCUCUUCAUCUUCGCCCUCUGGGUUGGUCUCCUCACAGCCGAACUCUGGGGCUACCUCUGCAACGAUCGCAUCGCGCUGUGGGUGUGUCGCGCCUGGGGAAAGGGGGUAUGGAAGCCGGAAUGCCGGCUGCACGCCCUCUGGAUCCCCUCUCUGAUCAUCCUCCCCAUUGGUCUGGGUAUCGUUGGCUCCGCUCUGCAGUACCAUCUGCACUACAUGGUGCUCGCGCUGGGUGCCUACCUGAUUACGUUUGCCUCGAUGAGCUCCGUCCCGGUUGCCGUGACGUACAUGAUUGAGUGUGUUGCCUCGCAACCCACCGAGGUGGGGGUGUUCAUGGGCGCGUAUCGUCUCACGCUGGGUCUCGCCAUCCCCUUCUUCAUUGACCAAUGGGUUGCGCGCGUGGGGUUUGGGUGGGUGUAUGGCAUGAUGGCGUUUUUCUCCAUCUUCGCAUUUGGAUUUGUGAUCGCGUUGAUGCUAUUUGGGGACAGACUGCGACAGCGCACUCUGGGGCGGUUGGCUGCAAGUGAGAUUGGUGCCAAGAUGAUCUAUGCAAGUGAGGAGGACUGCUGA
Molecule: messenger RNA, 1326 nt
Organism: Aspergillus sclerotioniger CBS 115572
Lineage: Eukaryota; Fungi; Ascomycota; Eurotiomycetes; Eurotiales; Aspergillaceae
Product: polyamine transporter
Exons: 4
Coding region: 1-1326 (441 amino acids)
Biological process (GO): transmembrane transport
Molecular function (GO): transmembrane transporter activity
Source: RefSeq, a predicted model, not a curated record